UGCCACUCUCACCCUAACGAUCCCAGCAUUGCGUGACUGUGAACAGGGAGAAACUCCGCUUCACAGUAGACCAAUUGGGAAGUUUGCGUAGAAGGCUGCACCCGGCAAAGACAUGGGAAACUCGACAGGAAGCACCGUGGACGACCUGCAGGCCGUGGAGAUGCACCUCUGGUACAAGAAGUUCAUGACGGAGUGUCCCUCCGGGCAGCUCACCCUGCACGAGUUCAAGCAGUUCUUUGGGCUGAGGAGUCUGGACCCGGAGGCCAACGCUUACAUCGAGCAGAUGUUUCGAACCUUUGACAUGAACAAGGACGGGUACAUAGACUUCAUGGAGUACGUGGCCGCUCUGAGUCUGGUCAUGCGGGGGAAGAUGGAGCACAAGCUGCGCUGGUAUUUCAAACUCUAUGAUGUGGAUGGAAACGGCUGCAUAGACCGCCACGAACUCCUGAACAUCAUCAAGGCUAUCCGAGCCAUCAACGGCAGUGAAAACCAGGAAACGACGGCGGAGGAAUUCACAAAUGGCGUCUUCGACAGGAUUGAUGUCAAUGGAGAUGGCGAGCUCUCCCUGGAGGAGUUUGUGGCCGGCGCUCGCAGCGAUGACGACUUCAUGGAGGUGAUGAUGAAAAGUCUGGACCUUCGCCACAUCGUGGCCAUGAUCCACAACAGACGGCACAGCGUUUAAGGAUCCGUCUUUCCAUCCAGCUCAUUCAGUGUUUCAGUACGCAUCCUCUGGUUGAAAGGUCUUUUAGGAAGUGAGAUUUCCAUUAAGAUUGAAUCCACUUCAACGUGAUGCCAGGGUGCUGCAAAUACCGACUUGUCCUAUGUUUAAUCUCUAAAGGAGUGACACGUACGCACUUUAAAUGGGAUGACUCAGGCGACCCUUGCGGGCCGGUCAUCGUCCUUGUUGAGAGAUGAUGAGCUCUGCCAAGGCCCCGCCGGUGUGAGGGAUGAUCCUUCAGACGCCCCGAGGGACACGGCGGGGAGACGGUGGAGCAGAGCGCCGAUUACAGGAACUCAACUGCUCUUUCGGACCCGUUUGAUUUUCUGGGUCGGCGUCUCUCGCCAUUAAAUUACUCAAACUACUUUUGUUUUCUUUUCCCUCUUGCCUGUGAGGUGAGCCGUGACUGCACUGUGUUUAAUAUCCAUGCUAAUCUGAUUAAAUCAGGCUGUAAAACAGGAAAAGGUGAAAGCCUCUGGAGAUAUUUAGUGGAGGAGAAAAAAAAAAAAAAGACGAUUGUUUCAAAAAAUGUUUCAACUCUUCUUUUAUAUCUUGAAAUGAUUUCAGAAGAAGCAUAACGCAAAAUACAGGCUUGUUGUUUUGCAGCAUUUUUUUGUGCACGCAGCUUUUUCAGCCAAAUGAUUUGCUCCUGAAUCGGCAUGAAUGCAGUUUUAGUUCUAGUCCACUUUUGUUUUGUUUUUUCGCUGUGCUCCUCUGGUGCCUUCUGUUGGAAGAGUGCAGAAUGUGUUUGAUUUGAAAAUAAACAAUAAAAACGAUGUUUAAAACA
This is a messenger RNA of Cololabis saira (Pacific saury), 1505 nucleotides long. It is a transcript of the gene guca1aa, whose product is annotated as guanylate cyclase activator 1Aa. Gene Ontology annotation, molecular function: calcium sensitive guanylate cyclase activator activity; calcium ion binding. NCBI's taxonomy places the organism in Eukaryota, Metazoa, Chordata, Actinopteri, Beloniformes, Belonidae. The record is from RefSeq and is a predicted model, not a curated record. The transcript has 4 exons. Bases 113 to 682 code for a protein of 189 amino acids.